Messenger RNA from Zingiber officinale, 2052 nucleotides. Its product is annotated as cytochrome c1-2, heme protein, mitochondrial. The record is from RefSeq and is a predicted model, not a curated record. Bases 939 to 1901 code for a protein of 320 amino acids. Lineage: Eukaryota; Viridiplantae; Streptophyta; Magnoliopsida; Zingiberales; Zingiberaceae. Gene Ontology annotation, biological process: mitochondrial electron transport, ubiquinol to cytochrome c. The transcript has 7 exons. Gene Ontology annotation, molecular function: electron transfer activity; heme binding.
AAGAGGUAGUCUGUCCAAGCAUUUGGGAAGAUACUCCCUGGGAAGAUGAUCCAGAGUUUGAUCCAAAUGAGUUAGCAGUAACUCAAGAAGAAGAAGAUGAUCUAGAAUCUUAUUAUUUAGGACUCCAAAAUCAGGAGUUGGACUAUCCAGUAUUAACACCUAUUCAAGAAGAGACAACAACAUUUCCACAAGACCAAGUGUCACAAGAAGAAGAAUCAGAGCAAUAUUGGCAGCAAGUAGUCCAACAUAUGGAGCAAAUUGAAAGUCAAUUACCGAUGCAAAACGGAUGGCAUAACCCAAUACCACUGGAUUAUUCUUUUGAAGACUUUAUUGACCGAAUUCCUGAAGGAAUACCUCCAGGAGUUUGGUAUGAAAUAUAUGAAAAUCCAGAACAAGUAGAAUAUGAAGUUUACAAUGUGCCUGAAGAAAUUCAUAAUGAGGUAAUAAGUGUGGAUCAAUUAACUAAUAAUGUCUCAGCUCUUAACUUGCAUCAGGAGCAUGAAGUGGCACAUGUCAACACGGAACAUUUGGAAUAUCCAAUGUUCAAACAAUUGGAAAAAGCCCUGGCUUCAACUUCUGAAUCUGCGAUUUCCAAUUACAAACAACCUAAUGAGCCUCUUAUGGGACAAAUCAAUUAUCCACCAGCACAAGGAACGACUCCUCAGUUUAAUGAUAAUGGGCAAUUCAGAGGAAGGUUUAAAGGCAAAGCAUUGGAACAUAAUACUUGGGUAUUACCAUCUGCUCAACAAAAUACUGGUGCCAUGCUAGUAUUACCAGAAGACAUAGGUCAGUACCAUGAUGUUAUUUCACGUUGGGAGUCUAUUACUAAUAAUUUAGUAAAUGACCGAACAUGGUUAGACAACAAACAAAAAGUGCAAUUUAUUGAAAAUCUAUUGGGAGAAAAUGAGAAAAAAUGUGGAUACAAUGGCGUAUGAUGUAUGCACAGGAAUAUGAGGAACUCAUUCAGAUGGCAGGAGAAACCCAGAAUGUGUUAUCAGCCAUCAGACGAUUUAUUCUACUGGAAGAUCCAUACCAAGACUCCGUCUUUCUUUUCAACAUUAAAGCAGGAUGCUGCUGCUGGUUCAUCUAGCAUGAUGUCACUGAGGGCAUUAGCGCUAAUUGGAGCUAGUAUUUCUGGUAUUCUCAGCUUUGGUACUAUUACGUCAGCAGAUGAAGCAGAACAUGGCUUACCAGCGCCUAACUAUCCGUGGCCUCACAAAGGCAUUCUUAGUUCUUAUGACCAUGCAUCGAUUCGCCGUGGUCAUCAAGUUUAUCAGCAAGUUUGUGCUUCUUGCCAUUCAAUGUCUCUUGUUUCGUAUCGAGAUCUUGUGGGUGUGGCUUACACAGAAGAAGAGACAAAAGCAAUGGCAGCCGAGAUUGAGGUGGUUGACGGUCCUAAUGAUGAAGGAGAAAUGUUUACUCGCCCUGGUAAAUUAAGUGACCGCUUCCCGCAGCCAUAUCCAAAUGAACAAGCAGCCAGAUUUGUAAAUGGAGGGGCAUAUCCUCCAGACCUUAGCCUGAUCACCAAGGCACGACACAAUGGCCAAAACUAUGUGUUUGCUCUUCUUACUGGUUACCGUGAUCCUCCAGCUGGUGUUGCGAUUCGAGAUGGGCUGCAUUAUAAUCCAUACUUCCCAGGUGGUGCAAUAGCUAUGCCCCAAAUGCUCAUCGAUGGUGCUGUAGAAUAUGAAGAUGGUACUCCUGCCACUGAAUCCCAGAUGGGAAAGGAUGUUGUUACCUUCUUGUCUUGGGCAGCAGAGCCAGAAAUGGAAGAGAGAAAGCUGAUGGGGUUCAAAUGGAUUUUCGUACUGUCACUUGCUCUUCUCCAAGCCGCCUAUUAUCGACGUUUGAAGUGGUCGGUCUUCAAGUCGCGAAAACUAGUGGUGGAUGCUGUCAACUAAUCUGCUUGUUUUAGUUAGAACAGCUUCCAUAUGAGGACCAAAUCGCAAUAAUGAGUGAUGCAAUGUUGUCAAACUACAUCACAACCUGUUUUCUACACUUUUUUUUUUUAAAAUAAUAAUUUGUUUUUUUUAAGCUAAGGCUUAAAAUUUA